UUCAGUUGGCUAUAACAGCUCGUCGUUACUUGUCGGAUAUAACGGAAAGUUAAAUUAAAGAAAUGAAAACAAAAUAAGAAAAAUAAAAUUGUGAAAGCAAAACAACAUAUGAACAAUAUUUAAUAUAUUUUUAAACAAUUUGCAAAUUGUUGAUUGAAACAAACAAUUAAGGCAAAAUUUGCAAAAAUAAAAAACGAUAAAAUAAACCAGAAUAAAUAUAAAAAGUUUUAUAUAAAAAAAAUCGAAUUAAAAUCAAUUUAAAUGGAAACUUUUUGUACACUUAUAAAUUUGUGUCAUUACAACAAAUGUCGUGGCUACAUAAAGUCAAACAUAUAUAGACCAAAUACUUAAAUACUGCAACAAUAAAAAACGAAAAUUUAUUUAUUAAUUUUAUAAAUAGCAAAAAACCUAUAAAAAAUAUUUGUUUUUUUUUUAAAUAUACAUACCGACUUCCAUAUACUUAGGUAUAUAUACGUUUAUAAAACAAAAAAAAAAACAAAACAAAGUAGGAAACAAAGAAAAGAAAGAAUAAACUCUUUAACCUGUAGCAUUUGUGAAUAAUAUAAAAACAAAAAAGUCGAAUAAAUAACAAUAAAGAAGAAAGGCAAAAACAAAACAAAAUACAUAAACGACAGUAAUAAAAAAAAAACUGCUGUAAAAAUAUACAUUACAUAUUCAAGUACCUACAUACAUUUAUUGUAUCUGAAAGAUACAAAAUUUAUCUAGUCAGCUGACGAAAAUCACGUACUCUAGAGUAGAGAGUAAAACGAGUAUCUUGAAGUGGCAAACAACGUGCAACGUGAAUAAAAAUAUCCAAAAUGUGGUGCAUUGUAAAUUUGCCAAACGGUACACAACAAGCCGUUAAAUGGGAUCCCAAAGCCAUCGGCCAAGAAUGCUUAGAAAAGGUGUGUAAAGCAUUGGGUGUUAUAUGCGAAAUGGAAUAUUUCGGCUUAGAACAUUGGGUUCCCAAUCAAAAAGAAUCUCGCACUCAUCAGUGGAUUAAUUUGCGCAAUCGACUUUCUUGCGAUGGUGGAAGUGGUAGUGGCAUACAGUUGAUGUUGGCAUUGCGUGUCAAAUUUUGGGUUCCGGUUCAUUUCAUUUUGCAGGAAAGUGUGCGUAAUUUAUUCUAUAUGCAAGCAAAAGCUGACCUAUUGGAAGGACGUUUAUGUGCGAGAAGCUGGUCGAGUGCUGCCAAGCUUGCGGCGCUCUUAUGUCAAGCUGAUGGUUUGCGUUUCAAUGAAGCUUCACUGAAAUCCGAAUGUCCUCUAAAAAUUAAAAGAGAACAAGAACGCUUAAAGCAACUUCUCCAACAGCAGCAGCAACAACAGCUCCAGCAGCAACAACUUCAACAACAGCAGCAUGGUGCCACUGGAAAAGAACGUAAAGAAAAAGACUAUGUGCUUUCUUUUAAGAAACGUCGUUUAUCGAAGCAAAAGUCUGUGGAAAAUAUAGAUAAUGAUGCUCAAUUAUCUUCCCAGACUUCAACCUCAAAUUCUGCUACAACGGUCUCAACAAGUAACUUACGCCAAGCGGAAAACAACAACAAAUCUACCUCUAGUACAAAUGAAAAUUCAACCAAAGUAUCUGAUGAUGUAAAUAGUACCUGUGAUAAUAAACCCCAAGAAACGGAUAUAUCCAUAGAGAAACGUAUAGCAGCGUCACCGCUACGUAUAUACCAAGAUUAUAUAAUUACUCCCACAAGUGAUGAAGCCGACAAUGAAAUGCCUGAAGAUUUCCUCAAGCAAAUUGCCGUGGAGCACGGUAAAUUGUCUAUGCUAAAGAUGUCGCCCAAAUCCGCCAAAUAUUGGCUGCUUCAAGAAAUCCAAGAUUUACCCGGUUAUGGCGAAGAAGUUUUCAGUGGCGUUACAACUUCGGAAACUUCACAAUCUUGCGAUAUAGCAGUGGGUGCCCAUGGUAUUAAAGUUUCCUCUGGAGAUAACGAAAAAAACAUUCCCUUUAGUGCAAUAGCGGCGGCUAAAUCGUUUCGGCGCACAUUUAAAUUGGAAUACGUAGACGAUCAUAAUAAUCGAAAAGAAAUAGAGAUAAAGUUACCAAAGCAUGCAAUUGCAGCUGGCCUGUACAGAUCAAUAACUGAACGACAUGCCUUUUACGUUUGCGAUAAAGUAAGGGGUGUAGUAACGAAUCAAUUUACCCGCGAUCUUAAAGGAACCAUAGCUUCAAUGUUUAAAGAAGAUACUGAACUUGGAAAGCGAUAUGUUUUCGAUAUUCAACAUACCAGUCGGGAAGUACAUGAUCAAGCUCGUCGCAUAUUACAUGAACGGGGUAUUGAAACAUCGACUCAUGGUGCUGGUGCUGGUUUGGGAGAUAUUGCUCGCUAUAUACCCCAUUUAGCCGAAAGCGCAGAUGCUGAAGAUCCAAAUGUUAAAAGUGUUUCUUCUAUGGCAAGUAAAUUGGAUAUGGUGAUACGUGAAAAAGAAGAAAGGGAGGCUGCCAUUGAGCGAUGUGUGGAUUCGAGAAUUUCGGAGGCUAUGACAUGUAAGAUUUGUAUGGAUCAUGCCAUAAAUACGAUGUUCAACCCCUGCUGCCACGUCAUGGCAUGUGACCAAUGUGCAGCUAAAUGCGAUAAUUGUCCAAAUUGUCGGGUGAAAAUCACAAAUGUUGUUAAAAUCUUUUUACCCCCCGAACUGCGAACAACUCAAUCAAGUCCGUCGUGUAGCAGUAAGAGUACAAAUGGCUUGAAAUCAGAUGGCCAUCAAUCGAAUACUAGCAAAAUAUCAACGGCUGCCUAGAAUUGGUGUCUACAUCUAUUUUAGUUCACUAGUUAGUGUUACAUAUUAUGAAAUGGUUUUGUGUAACUUUCGCAGAUCAUUUAAAUAUUUUUAGAGUUUUUUAAAAAUGUUCGUUGCAAUUUUUAAAUGCGAAUAACAAUUAAUUACAAUUUAUUUAAUUCCUUCAAUUAGCAUUUAAGUAAUAUUUUUGCUUUUAUUUAAACGUUUAUAAUUUAACUAUCUACAUACAUACAUGUGUAUGUAUAUAUAUGUGAAAUUUAUAUGUAUAUUUAUUUAUGUGUUAAUUUUUUUUAUAAAAACAUUAAAAUUGCAUUAUAUUAUGUUUGGUUAGAUAGAAAUGUACGUAACUUUUAUAAUGUAAAUAAGUGUAUAAAUAUUAUUUUUCAGUUACGUCCUUAAACUAGAUCACAAAUUAAAUGUUGUUGCAUAUAUUGUUAUAUUUUUUUAACUCCUAAUCAUUGUCGCAAUCAAACAAUGCAAAUAGAUAUUUAAAAUGUUAUUAAAAUAAUUAUUUAUAAAAUAAUAAUAAUAUACGAGUUAUGUUAUUAAAAUAAAAACGAUUUACAAAAUAAUUUUGAAAUC
This is a messenger RNA of Lucilia sericata (common green bottle fly), 3332 nucleotides long. It is a transcript of the gene dnr1, whose product is annotated as E3 ubiquitin-protein ligase MYLIP. The transcript is spliced from 3 exons. Gene Ontology annotation, molecular function: ubiquitin-protein transferase activity. Gene Ontology annotation, biological process: ubiquitin-dependent protein catabolic process. Gene Ontology annotation, cellular component: cytoskeleton. The record is from RefSeq and is a predicted model, not a curated record. Bases 819 to 2750 code for a protein of 643 amino acids. NCBI's taxonomy places the organism in Eukaryota, Metazoa, Arthropoda, Insecta, Diptera, Calliphoridae.